Messenger RNA from Linum tenue, 2067 nucleotides. The record is from the annotation of a GenBank genome assembly. Lineage: Eukaryota; Viridiplantae; Streptophyta; Magnoliopsida; Malpighiales; Linaceae.
CAGCGUCGAAGGAAUUCACCGCCCAAAUUAGUUACUGCUCCAAAAACCUAGCUCAAUCCCGUAUCUCCCCCACCGCCAUUCUCCGGCACCUGGCCGUCCUUGUCGAUUGCCAUCAUCAUAAUCAAAUCUAUCUCGCUGGAGAAACUCUUCCCGUAAGUUCCUUUACGCUCUCUGACUCUCUCUCUCCAGCUCGCCGCUCCAUAAUCGAUUCCUUUUUCGUUUCCGCUGAGACAUAGGAAACCCUAGUUUCUCCCUGAAUGCCGAGGGAGGCUUAACAGGAAGCUCUAUUCAUCUGUCCAGAGGUCGGAACUUAGCUAGGAGAUUCUGCAACCAUGUCGGUCACGGCGGGUGUCAGCGAUGCGGCACUGGCCACCCGAGACAAACUCAAAGGCAAAAUCAAUCCGACCAAAGUGAAGAGGUACUGGCCAGGUAAAGCUCCCGAGUGGGCAGACGAAGCAGAUGAAGAUGGCGAUAUCAGGAUGUCCAAAAUGGACAUCCUGGAAAAGGCCUUCCCAAGCCACGACGGUGCUUCCGAUCCCGCCCUGAGAGACGAUCCCAGGCUCCGACGUCUGGCCGUGAGCAGGAUUGACAACCGGGACGAGGCAAGAGCCGACCACCGCAGAAUCCGACAGGCUGAGAUUAUAUCCACGGAGGAGGAGGAGAGGCUGGAAGGAUUAGACGCCGAGGAAGAAGAUGAGGAGGCAUUGGAAGAGAGAAGGAGAAGAAUCAGGGAGAAGGCUCGAAUGAGGGAGCGAGAGGAAGCUGCACUGCUUCCUGUAGAAGAGGAAGAAGAUGAAGAAGAAGCAGAAGAAGACGAGUCUUCCGAGUAUGAGACCGACUCCGAGGAAGAAACGACAGGUAUGGCAAUGGUGAAACCUGUGUUUGUGCCUAAAUCAGAGAGAGAUACCAUAGCCGAAAGGGAGCGGCUUGCCGAAGAAGAAAGGGCUUUUGAGGAGAAAGUGAAGAGGAAAAUGGAAGAGAGGAAGGUGGAGACUAAGCAUAUGUUGGUUGAAGAGAUUAAGAAGGACGAACAAAUUCAGAAGAAUUUGGAGAUGGAGGCGGAGAUUGCUGAUGUGGAUACCGAUGAUGAGAUGAAUGAAGCAGAAGAGUAUGAAACGUGGAAAGUGAGGGAAAUUGGGAGGAUCAAAAGGGAUAGGGAAGAUAGAGAGGCGAUGUUGAAGGAGAAGGAAGAGAUUGAGAGAGUGAGGAAUAUGACUGAAGAAGAGAGGAGGGAAUGGGAGAGGAAGAACCCUAAACCUGCUCCGCCACCUAAGCAGAAGUGGAGGUUUAUGCAGAAGUAUUUUCACAAAGGUGCUUUCUUUCAGGAUGAAGGCGAUGAACGUGCUGCUGCUGCAAGUGCUGGGUCCGAUAAGAAUGUCUUUAAGCGCGAUUUCUCUGCACCAACUGGUGAAGAUAAGAUGGACAAGAGUAUAUUGCCGAAGGUUAUGCAGGUGAAGCACUUUGGUCGCAGUGGAAGGACAAAAUGGACUCAUCUUGUUAAUGAGGAUACUACUGAUUGGGAUAAUCCAUGGACAUACAACGAUCCACUUCGUGCAAAGUACAAUGCCAAGAUGGCUGGAAUGAAUGCUCCCAUAGCUAAACCGAAAGGGAGUAAGAAACUGAAAGAUUGGGAGACAAAAUAGUAAGGCAGCUGUAUUCCUCUUUUUUUUGGUGGCAGAGGGAAAGGCUGGAGAAAGGAGGGGGAAAUUGUGUUUGUAUCCCGCAAAAGGCGAAAAGAUGGUUUGUGAAAUGAUCUGUUUUUGAUUCCUUGCACCAUUUUCUUUUGUGCCCUUUUCAAUAGAGUUGGAGCAUUUUUCAGUUAUUCUGUCUAACUUCAUGGCAUUUGUUUACUGAUGUAGCUUCUUCUCUAAAAUCGGAACCAUAUAUUUUCUCUCUUUAUUUAUGCCCUUUUCAUUGAUGAGCUAUGUUGAGUGAAACGAUUAUGACUGUGAAUACGUGCAUAGACCAAGCUUAUAGCUAGAUUGCCAGCAGAGUCUCUGUUGUUGAGUAGCAAUAGCUGUAGUUAAUUUGUUGAGUGUAGUUGGACAACGUGAACACAUCGUUUCU